CUGCCAUGAAGUCAUCUUAUCCCAUUGAAGCAUGUUCAGACAGUUGAAAGUGAGUUUGGAAGUUUAGAAAUGGUUUUGAGGGACCAAUACCAAAUUCUACAGAAAAUUGCAGGUUGGUGCCUAGCGUUGGGCACUUUCUUCUUUGCGCUAGAGAGCUUGGGACAUAGUCCUUUGCACUGGGUUCCAAUUCCUUUGCGCUGGAGACCUGCUCCAAUAAACAGUUUCUGUUGAUUCCCAAAGUCACUUUGUCUGCCAUUAUGUCCGUUUCCCAAGUUUUGACUGAGCUUGCACCAGUGCAUGGAGGUUAUGGGUAACCAGGUAUUGCCUUUGUAUCCUCCCUAAACAAAAGUUUCAUAGGAAAGUGAAAGACCUUUGAAAAUUUUGAACUUUCUCAUUUAAUGCUUGGCCCCUUGAACUUCCCUAUAAAUAGCAAGGCCUUCUUGCCAUAAUCCUCACACCAAAAUCCUUCCAAAAUCCUGCUGCCUCAUGGCUUUCCCUUUAGCCACUUUGCUCAAGCCUUGGAUGGACCAAUUCAAGGAAAUGGAUUGGCUGAAUUUUAGGAGCCGAGGAAUAUCUUCUCUCUGCUUCCUUCGAGACUUUUGCAUUCUCCCAGACAUGGUUCACGCAACGGUACAGCUCUGGGAUCUGGAGGUGCAUGUCUUUCGAUUCGGCAUUGAAGAGAUAUGUCCUACCGUUGAAGAGUUCCGCGUGUGCCUUGGUUAUUUUGAAUCAAACUUUCCGAUCAUUCCUCCCUUUCGGGCAAGCAUGGCGGGGGUCUUGCAAGACAAGCUUGGUGUAAGCGAUGCUCUUUCCAAGUUCUUGGUGCGGGAUGGCGAGCUUAAUGUCUUGCGCUUGAUUGAAAUGUUCAUGCGAGAUGGUGAUCCUUAUGACUUUGUCUGGCAAAGCAAACGCAUGUCGGCUUUGUGCAUGUGCUUGCUAGCUACCUAACUAUUGGUUUCUCCCACUGGUCGUGCUAGCCACCAUGCCGGUGUUACUGCCCAAAUGGAGGAGCGUAGGGAUGUUAUCCCCAUGGUGCUAGUAGAGACUUUGAUUGGUUUGGACGCAGUUCAUGCAGGACAGACUAGGUACUUUGGGGGCAGCCCACUGUUGCUGCAGAUGUGGCUUUGUGAUAAGAUCGGGGUUCUACGGCUUCCAUCGGCAACCUGGAGUUACAAUCCUUGUGUCUUCCUUUCUAGACAAUACCAAGCGGUGUAUGCAAACGUGGCGGGCUGGUUGUCCUUUCUUUCCUUGCUUUCGGGAGAAGAUAUCUUUUGGAGAUGCUUGUGGCUAUCCCUUCCUGACAUGGCCAUUCGGAACACGAAUACUCAAAGGAUGAUAUUGGCUUGCUUGAGCAGUUUCACCAAAUAUAUUCCUAGCCGUAUCUUUCGCCAAUUCGGGAUUCGUCAAAGGAUUAUGUUUGUCAGCCCCGAGGAGUUUGAAAUGCCCAGGUUUCGCGCAGCCACUCUUGAAGCCUAUGCUCGCACUUGGGGAGUCAGAAUGGUUUUGUCGGUGGAGCCAAACCCAUCCAUCAUGAUUUGAAAGAGUUACAAAAGCAUGCUGAGGAGGGAAUUAAGGGCAAGAGGAAUUCGCAUGUGACUGACUGCUUUGUGUUUGGAAUAAAAAUGUA
Molecule: messenger RNA, 1627 nt
Organism: Rhododendron vialii
Lineage: Eukaryota; Viridiplantae; Streptophyta; Magnoliopsida; Ericales; Ericaceae
Exons: 2
Coding region: 1003-1539 (178 amino acids)
Source: RefSeq, a predicted model, not a curated record